This is a messenger RNA of Ailuropoda melanoleuca (giant panda), 10320 nucleotides long. RefSeq names its product sidekick cell adhesion molecule 2 (gene SDK2). Gene Ontology annotation, biological process: cell-cell adhesion. The transcript is spliced from 46 exons. The record is from RefSeq and is a predicted model, not a curated record. Bases 1 to 6627 code for a protein of 2208 amino acids. Gene Ontology annotation, molecular function: protein binding. Lineage: Eukaryota; Metazoa; Chordata; Mammalia; Carnivora; Ursidae.
AUGCCGUCCAGCCAGUUGACGGGGCCCCAGGCGUGCAUCAUUGGUGCUGAGUCGUCAGACUGCUCCAGCCGGGGUGAGCGAGUGAUAACUGGUAGCUUUGUGUCUCUGUUUCCCACAGAUGAUGUGGCCCCCUAUUUCAAGACAGAGCCGGUGCGGACGCAGGUGCAUCUGGAGGGGAACCGCCUGGUGCUCACGUGCAUGGCCGAGGGCAGCUGGCCGCUGGAGUUCAAGUGGCUCCACAACAACAGAGAGCUGACCAAGUUCUCCCUGGAGUACAGGUACAUGAUCACCAGCCUGGACCGCACCCACGCAGGCUUCUACCGCUGCAUCGUGCGGAACCGGAUGGGCGCUCUGCUGCAGCGGCAAACCGAGGUCCAGGUGGCCUACAUGGGCAGCUUUGAGGAAGGCGAGAAGCACCAGAGUGUCUCCCACGGAGAAGCAGCUGUCAUCCGUGCCCCACGCAUCGCCAGCUUCCCACGGCCACAGGUGACCUGGUUCCGGGACGGCCGCAAGAUCCCGCCCAGCAGCCGCAUAGCCAUCACCCUGGAGAACACCCUCGUCAUCCUGUCCACGGUGGCUCCCGACGCAGGCCGCUACUACGUACAGGCUGUUAAUGACAAGAACGGGGAUAACAAGACCAGCCAGCCCGUCACUCUUGCCGUGGAGAAUGUCGGGGGGCCUGCAGACCCCAUCGCCCCAACCAUCAUCAUUCCUCCCAAGAACACCAGCGUGGUGGCCGGGACCUCAGAGGUGACCAUGGAGUGUGUGGCCAAUGCCAGGCCCCUGAUCAAGCUGCACAUCAUUUGGAAGAAAGAUGGGGUGCCACUGUCGGGCGGCCUCAGCGACUACAACCGCCGGCUGACCAUCCCCAGCCCCAUGGGCAGCGACGCCGGCUACUACGAGUGCGAGGCUGUCCUGCGUAGCAGCAGCGUCCCCUCCGUCAUCCGUGGAGCCUUCUUGUCUGUGCUCGAACCGCCUCAGUUUGUCAAGGAGCCAGAGAGACACAUCACUGCAGAGAUGGAGAAAGUGGUGGACAUUCCCUGUCGGGCCAAAGGCGUACCACCGCCAUCCAUCAGCUGGUACAAGGACGCAGCCGUGGUAGAGGUGGACAAGCUGAGCCGCUUCUGGCAGCGCAGCGAUGGGGGCCUGCAGAUCAGCGGGCUGGUGCCUGACGACACGGGCAUGUUCCAGUGCUUUGCCCGCAACGCGGCCGGCGAGGUGCAGACUUCCACCUACCUGGCCGUCACCAGCAUUGCCCCCAACAUCACCAGGGGCCCCUUGGACAGCACAGUGAUCGAUGGCAUGUCAGUGGUGCUGGCUUGCGAGACUUCGGGGGCACCCCGGCCGGCCAUCACUUGGCAGAAAGGGGAACGCAUCCUGGCCAGCGGCUCCGUCCAGCUGCCUCGCUUCACGCUGCUCGAGUCGGGGAGCCUGCUUGUCAGCCCAACACACAUCUCCGAUGCCGGCACCUACACCUGCUUGGCCACCAACUCGCGGGGGGUCGAUGAAGCCUCGGCUGACCUGGUUGUGUGGGCCCGGACCCGCAUCACCAAGCCUCCCCAGGACCAGAGUGUCAUCAAGGGUACCCAGGCCUCCAUGGUGUGCGGAGUGACCCACGACCCCCGAGUGACCGUCAGGUACGUCUGGGAGAAGGAUGGGGCCACCCUGGGCACCGAGAACAACCCCCGCAUCCGUCUCGACAAAAACGGCUCCCUGCACAUCUCGCAGACGUGGUCGGGGGACAUCGGCACGUACACCUGUCGGGUACUGUCCGCCGGAGGCAAUGACUCUCGCAGUGCCCACCUGCGUGUCAGGCAGCUGCCUCACGCCCCCGAGCACCCCGUGGCGACCCUCAGCACCGCGGAGAGGCGGGCCAUCAACCUGACGUGGGCCAAGCCCUUCGAUGGCAACAGCCCCCUGCUCCGCUACGUCUUGGAGAUGUCGGAGAACAAUGCCCCCUGGACAGUGCUCCUGGCCAGUGUGGACCCUGAGGCUACGUCAGUGAUGGUCAAGGGCUUGGUGCCCGCGCGCUCCUACCAGUUCCGCCUUUGUGCAGUCAACGACGUGGGGAAGGGACAGUUCAGCAAGGACACGGAGAGGGUCUCCCUCCCCGAGGAGCCCCCCACAGCCCCUCCACAGAAUGUCAUCGCCAGCGGCCGGACCAAUCAGUCCAUCAUGAUCCAGUGGCAGCCACCUCCCGAGAGCCACCAGAAUGGUCUUCUCAAGGGCUACAUCAUCAGGUACUGCCUGGCCGGGUUGCCUGUUGGGUACCAGUUUAAGAACAUCACGGACGCUGACGUCAACAACCUGCUCCUGGAGGACCUCAUCAUCUGGACCAACUACGAGAUCGAGGUGGCCGCCUACAACAGCGCCGGGCUGGGUGUCUACAGUAGCAAAGUCACCGAGUGGACACUGCAGGGAGUCCCCACCGUCCCUCCUGGCAACGUGCACGCAGAAGCCACCAACUCCACAACCAUCCGCUUCACCUGGAAUGCCCCCAGCCCCCAGUUCAUCAAUGGCAUCAACCAGGGCUACAAGCUGAUUGCCUGGGAGCCGGAGCAGGAAGAGGAGGUUACCAUGGUGACUGCCCGGCCCAACUUUCAAGACAGCAUCCACGUGGGCUUCGUGUCCGGCCUAAAGAAGUUCACUGAGUACUUCACCUCCGUGCUGUGCUUUACCACUCCCGGGGACGGGCCUCGAAGCACCCCCCAGCUGGUGCGCACCCAUGAGGAUGUGCCUGGUCCUGUGGGACACCUGAGCUUCAGUGAAAUCCUGGACACCUCGCUGAAGGUCAGCUGGCAAGAGCCAGGAGAGAAGAAUGGCAUCCUCACAGGGUACCGGAUCUCCUGGGAGGAAUAUAACCGAACCAACACCCGCGUGACCCACUACCUUCCCAACGUGACCCUGGAGUACCGCGUCACGGGCCUCACCGCCCUCACCACCUACACCAUCGAGGUGGCCGCCAUGACCGCCAAGGGCCAGGGCCAGGUGUCCGCGUCAACCAUCUCUUCCGGGGUGCCUCCAGAACUCCCAGGGGCCCCCACCAACCUGGGCAUUUCCAACAUCGGCCCCCGCUCCGUGACCUUGCAGUUCAGGCCAGGCUAUGAUGGGAAAACCUCCAUCUCUCGCUGGCUGGUGGAGGCCCAGGUAGGCGUGGUUGGAGAGGGGGAGGAGUGGCUGCUGGUUCACCAGCUCACCAACGAACCCGACGCCCGCUCCAUGGAGGUGCCCGAACUCAACCCCUUCACCUACUACAGCUUCCGAAUGCGCCAGGUGAACAUCGUGGGCACCAGCCCACCCAGCCAGCCUUCUAGAAAGAUCCAGACCCUCCAGGCACCCCCUGACAUGGCCCCAGCCAACGUGACCCUGCGCACGGCCAGUGAGACCAGCCUGUGGCUCCGCUGGGUGCCUCUCCCAGAGAUGGAAUACAACGGAAACCCCGAGUCAGUGGGCUACAAGAUCAAAUACAGCCGGGCAGACGGCCAUGGCAAGACGCUGAGCCACGUGGUCCAGGACCGCGUGGAGCGUGAGUACACCAUCGAAGACCUUGAGGAGUGGACAGAGUACCGCGUCCAGGUCCAGGCCUUCAAUGCCAUCGGGAGCGGGCCCUGGAGCCAGACAGUGAUGGGCAGGACCCGGGAGUCAGUCCCGUCCUCUGGCCCCACCAACGUGUCUGCGCUGGCCACCACCUCCAGCAGCAUGCUGGUGCGCUGGAGCGAGAUCCCUGAGGCUGACCGCAAUGGGCUCGUGCUGGGCUACAAGGUGAUAUAUAAGGAGAAGGACUCGGAUUCCCAGCCCCGGUUCUGGCUGGUGGAAGGGAACUCGUCACGCAGCGCCCAGCUCACGGGCUUGGGCAAAUACGUGCUCUACGAGGUCCAGGUGCUGGCCUUCACACGCAUCGGGGACGGCAGCCCCAGCCACCCUCCCAUCCUGGAGCGGACGUUGGAUGAUGUCCCGGGACCGCCCGUGGGCAUCCUCUUCCCAGAGGUGAGGACCACAUCCGUGCGACUGAUCUGGCAGCCCCCCGCUGCCCCUAACGGCAUCAUUCUUGCUUACCAGGUCACACAUCGGCUCAACGCCACCACGGCCAACACGGCCACGGUGGAGGUGCUGGCACCCAGCGCCCGCCAGUACACGGCCACCGGCCUCAAGCCAGAGUCCGUCUACCUGUUCCGCAUCACAGCCCAGACCCGCAAGGGCUGGGGAGAGGCCGCCGAGGCCUUGGUGGUGACCACCGAGAAGAGAGACCGCCCGCAGCCCCCCGGCAAGCCGGUGGUGCAGCAGGAGGACGUGAAGGCGCGCAGCGUGCUGCUGUCCUGGGAGCCAGGGAGCGACGGCCUGUCCCCCGUGCGCUACUACACCGUGCAGACCCGCGAGCUGCCCGGCGGCCGGUGGGCGCUGCACUCGGCCUCCGUGAGCCACAACGCCUCUGCUUUUGUGGUGGACAGGCUCAAGCCCUUCACGUCCUACAAGUUCCGAGUGAAGGCGACCAAUGACAUUGGGGACAGCGAGUUCAGCGAGGAAUCGGAGCCACUGACCACUCUGCAGGCCGCACCCGACGAAGCACCCACCAUUGUGUCGGUGACACCCCACACCACCACCUCCGUGCUGAUCCGAUGGCAGCCACCCGCAGAGGACAAGAUCAAUGGCAUCCUCCUGGGCUUCCGGAUCCGGUACCGGGAGCUGCUGUACGAGGGGCUGAGGGGUUUCACGCUGCGUGGCAUCAACAACCCGGGGGCCAAGUGGGCCGAGCUUACCUCCUUGUACUCCAUGCGGAACCUGAGCCGGCCCAGCCUCACGCAGUACGAGCUGGACAAUCUGAACAAACACCGGCGGUAUGAGAUACGGAUGAGCGUGUACAACGCCGUGGGGGAGGGGCCCUCGAGCCCCCCCCAGGAAGUCUUCGUCGGGGAAGCAGUGCCCACGGCGGCGCCCCGUAACGUGGCUGUCCAUGGCGCCACGGCCACACAGCUGGAUGUGACAUGGGAGCCACCACCGCUGGAGAGCCAGAAUGGAGACAUCCAGGGCUACAAGAUUUAUUUCUGGGAAGCCCAGCGGCGUAACCUCACGGAGCGGGUGAAGACGCUUUUCCUGGCCGAGAACGGCGUGAAACUCAAGAACCUGACCGGCUAUACGGCCUACAUGGUCAGCGUGGCAGCCUUCAACGCAGCGGGUGAUGGGCCUCGGAGCCUCCCCACCCGGGGCCAGACCCAGCAAGCAGCCCCCAGUGCUCCCAGCUCGGUCAAGUUCAGUGAGCUGACCACAACCUCGGUGAACGUGUCCUGGGAGGCCCCGCAGUUCCCCAACGGUGUCCUGGAAGGUUACCGGCUGGUGUACGAGCCCUGCACCCCCGUGGACGGUGAGGACUGGCUGCAGGUGUCUCCCCUCCAACUCCGGACUCAGGUGGUGUCUCUCCAGAAGCCCUUCCAGAAAGCCCCCGUGAAGGGGAACAGCCCUCUGUGGCUGAAGGUGAAGGACCUGGCCGAGGGGAUGACCUACCGGUUCCGCAUCCGAGCCAAGACCUUCACCUACGGGCCGGAGAUCGAGGCCAACGUCACCACUGGCCCCGGAGAAGGUGCCCCCGGGCCGCCUGGAGUGCCCAUCAUUGUGCGGUACAGCUCUGCCAUCGCCAUCCACUGGUCCAGCGGAGACCCUGGCAAAGGGCCCAUCACCCGCUACGUCAUAGAGGCCAGGCCAUCAGACGAGGGGCUAUGGGACAUCCUCAUCAAAGACAUCCCCAAGGAGGUGACCUCCUACACGUUCAGCAUGGACAUCCUGAAGCCAGGCGUCAGCUAUGACUUCCGGGUCAUCGCCGUCAAUGACUAUGGCUUCGGUACCCCCAGCAGCCCCUCCCAGUCUGUGCCAGCCCAGAAAGCCAACCCCUUCUACGAGGAGUGGUGGUUCUUGGUGGUCAUUGCCCUCGUCGGCCUCAUCUUCAUCCUCCUCCUGGUCUUUGUGCUCGUCAUCCGAGGGCAGAGCAAGAAGUAUGCCAAGAAGACCGACUCUGGGAACAAUGCCAAACCUGGUGCCCUUAGCCACGGGGAGAUGAUGAGCUUGGAUGAAAGCAGUUUCCCUGCCCUGGAACUCAACAACCGGAGACUCUCCGUCAAGAAUUCCUUCUGCCGGAAGAACGGCCUGUAUACCAGGUCGCCUCCCCGGCCCAGCCCAGGCAGCCUCCACUACUCCGACGAGGACGUCACCAAGUACAAUGACCUCAUUCCGGCAGAGAGCAGCAGCCUGACCGAGAAGCCCUCAGAAAUCUCCGACUCUCAGGGAAGCGACAGUGAGUACGAGGCCGACCAGACCCACCAGAAGGCCCACUCUUUCGUCAACCACUACAUCAGUGACCCCACGUACUACAACUCGUGGCGGCGGCAGCAGAAGGGGAUCUCGCGGGCCCCGGCGUACAGCUACGCGGAGAGCGACUCGGGGGAGCCGGACCACGCCACCGUAGCCAACAGCGGCAGCGCCCAGCAGGGCAGCCUCUUCCGGCCCAAGGCCAGUCGGACCCCAACGCCCCAGAACCCCCCAAACCCCCCGAGUCAGCAGAGCACCCUCUACCGCCCCCCCAGCAGCCUCACCCCCGGCUCCCGGGCUCCGAUAGCAGGAUUUUCCUCGUUUGUGUGACGUCGGAAGCGGGAAAAGAAGGAAAAAGAACGGCACCAAACUCCCCAUCCGCCCCUCCCCGCGCUGCCUGCCAGAAAACAAAAACACCAAGAAACCAAGUCAACUUUUCACCUCCUGAGUUUAUUUUUCCAGAGAUUCCAGGGCCAGCAAAGCCGGUUGUUGAGAAGGAGAAGGAAGCCAUGAGGGAGGCCGGGUGUGGCCUACAGUUGGUCGGCUCCAGAUUGUGGGGUCCACUGCUCCCUUUGCGGACUAUGCAAAGAGUCAGAGCUGCAGUGGCCGGGCCUGAGAGAGGUGGGGGGCAGCGAGAAAGCCGAGGCCUGGAGAGCUGUAAGGCAGCGUGCUGAGGGGACGAGAAGCUUGUGGAAGUCCCGACGGCUGCCCCUUCCAUGUGUGCUGGGGCCCUGGGCCCACUGCUGGCUGCAGAUGUGCAAGGCUGGUGUGCAAGGCUGAGCAUCCCUGGGGGGCAAAGUUCACCUUCUUGGCACCAGCUCACUGCUCCCCAUGCAUCACUGGCAAGCCUUGGACGGACGGAUGGCAGGCCCCUGGCCUGCUCUUCACACUCCACUGUCCCCUCCCUGGCUCAACGUCUCCACCAAGCAUGUGGUUUGUUUAGAAAAAGGAAAAUAAGGAAGGGGUGAGAGUCUGCCUAGCUAGCUCUUUGUUCUUACACACUCUUUUUUAUGGUGAAUCCAAGGCAGCAGGCCCUGGGGAGGCGGGGCAAGGCCCCCACAGCACCGCUGAGCCCAGCCAUGGCUUUACUUGAAUUCACUUUCCCGAGCACAGACCAGGAGACGUGAACCCCGGGGGCAGAGGUGCAGGGACUGGCCAGGCACCACUGGGAUAACUGGGCCCUAAGGCCCAAAAUCAGAACAUAAGAAGUCUGCCUUCUUCCCUCCUGAAAGGAAGCUGCCUAGACAAGGAAGUUGAGCGAGCACAGGACUGGGGAGCUAGGCAGGGUGAGGGAUAGCCAUCUAGGCAGGCACAGCCCUGUGCCUGGAGAGACCCCUUCCUCCUGAGACACACACACAGGUCCCCCAUGCACUUGCAAGGAGAAAGGUCUAGAGAUCUCUCCAAGACAAAUCCCUUUGGGUCCUAGCCAAACGGGACACUCACUCCCAGGUGGUGGUCCCUCUCCCUCUCAACCCAGAGUGAUCCACGCCUAAAAUGUGCCCCCCACCCCCGCCAAGCACGGGGGUACAGUAGAAGCCCAGAGGGGUGGGCCAAGCUCCUGGUCUAGAAGCCAGAGCUCCCAGAAUUUACCCGGUCAGCCCAGCACCCGGUUUAUAAAGAGUCAAAGACCCAACUCCUCAGUCAUGUGUUCCCGGCUCUGCUCAGCCUCGCUCGCCAGGGCUCAGAGCGAGGAGGGCUCUGUCCAAACUGGACACAGACCCUGAGGUGGACAGCCAGGCCGGCCGGAGGAGCAGGUCAGAUGGGACCAAGGACCAGAACAGCUGGCGGGAAGCAAGGCUUUUACAAACACAAUCUGCUCCAAGGAAUGUUCUUUAAAAAAGCCACUUGUGGGGGCCUGAACCUUCCCUUCAGCCCCCGGAUGUAGGGAUUGAGGGUUGAAUUCCCCAAGUGCCCCUGGCCGGCCCAGCCCCCCACCCCUCCCCAGGUUUGGGUGGAUGGCCACCUCCGGGAGAGGAGAGGGUCCCGCAGGGACCUGUUCAGUUCAUCGUGGGACCCCUUCGUGGCACAGGGCUCUCUGGGGUUGCCGCACACAGGCCCCAAAUCAGGGUGAGGGCAACAGUUAGGGGAGGCUUGGGGGGACGUUGGGGAGCAAGCCAAGGAAAGUAGCAUGUGCACCCAGCCCCAUGGGCCAGGGGCCGGAGGGAUGGGCACACCUCCCCACGCCCUCAGCCCCUCGGGAGUGCUGGCAGAGAUCUCUGCCACCGGGGCCCAGACAUCGGCUUCUCCGCAAGGGGCUCUAGGGACGGAAGCGCACUGGCCCCGGCCAUGAGGCCACAGGACCGAGUUCUGCCCGGUGCACAGCUGGCGUCUCCAUGGUAGCACGUCUGCAGGCGUGUGAGCUGCUUCCUCCUUCUCAUCUCAUCUUUUUUUAACAGCCUCAUCCUUUUCGUUAUCUGUUGUGUGUUAGCCAUUUAUGGAAGUUCCCAGUUUGCAUUGGGGAAUGAAUUGAGCCCAGCGCAGGGAGGGCUCUGGGUGUGGCAGGGGAGGGGGACGCCAGACGAGUGAAGGCCCGCCGUGUGUGCGCACGUGUGUACUGUACGCGAGGCCAGAUUUCCUUUGCCUUUCAUGGAUCGCCUGGGGCACUGAGAUGUGCGCCCUGGCCCUCCCCACAUGCUCCUUGACGCCCACGCUGACACACCCAUGCACACUGGGCAGGGUGCCUGUGCAUGCCUGGGCUCACGCACAUGCACGUAUGCACAGAACACACAUCCGGGUGUGUGUUCGCCAAGAGGCUUGCGAUUCCUUCUGAUGGCUGGAGCUGUCUGUCCCCUGGGAUGCCCGUGCAGCCAGGGUCCCCUCCCACCGGAAGGAAGCUGGGAUCUGUUGUCUCAGGGGGCGAGGACACUGCGCAAGCCGGAAGGCAGGCGGGGCCCAAGGUGAAAGUCCAGCCCUUAGUCCACAUACACCCACCCGAAACGUUGCCCCGCCGCCCCAGGUCUCUAGCUGUGGAGCUCUAGAUUCCUUAGAGGACACCUCUGCCCUCGUUUACAUAUCUGCUGGGGCAGUGAAGGCUCCCGACCCCCCAGCCAGACCCCCGGCUGCAUUAGAAGGAUGUGCUGGGCACUGCCCAUGGGUAACGGGAAACCUCCCUGACCUUGGGUUUCCUGGGCCGAUGAUGCCGGAGCCCCCAUCUGCGGGACCACCUGAAGCAGGUUCACAGCAGGACGCCUCCGUGUCCUUCGGCUCUGCUCCAUCCGGCCCCGGGGAAAUCUGGUGUGGCCCCUGGCAGCCCGCGCCUGGCACCCCAGCGCUGCCCUUCCCCCUCGCGGCCCCGCCUCCAGCGUGCACAGCGGCUCGGCACCCAGACUGCCAAGACGAACCAAAAAGCGGCUCUGGUUCCAGAAGCACUUUUCUCCCAGGGCCCCAGGGAGCUUGCAAACCCAAGCUGCCUGUCCUGUCCCCUCACCUGACACUGCCGUGACUCAGAAGAAACAAGGACACUUCUGGCUGCCCCGCCCAGAGCCCUGCUGCCUCGAGGCCUUCUGUCUCUGCCCACACCUCCCUGGGCAGAGCUUUUAAAGGUGCCAGAGCCUCCCAGAGCCCACUCUGGGCAGGGGCUCCCCUCACCUUCCCAUGGUGCACAUGGCGUGAGGGGCCGGAGGACAGGAAGGGAGGGACCCCCUCCCCACCCCGAGCAGCAGCCAACCGAUCCGAGUGCCUCUGUAUGGUCCUGCCCGGUGGCAAACCUGGCCACCACCUGGAGCACAGAUGCCCUCUCUUGGGACCACCCCCCUUCUCUUUGUUUCCGUGAAAAUAACCAAAACCAUUCAAAUGUGUUACCUUUCUUUACACACAUAGACUCCAAAAACAAAAACCAACACAAAUCUUUAUUUUUUGAUUUAAAAGAUAUAAUGAAAAAUUAUGGGGAGAGUAUUCAUUGUGGCAGGUGUCUAUCUGUAAGAAAAAAAUAUAUAUCUAUAUGUCAUAUAGCUUGUUAGCGGGUUUAUUUUAAAUGAAAGGUAAGAAAGAAAUUGAUUUGAAAUAUAUACCACGAGAUGUCCC